Molecule: messenger RNA, 3271 nt
Organism: Caenorhabditis angaria
Lineage: Eukaryota; Metazoa; Nematoda; Chromadorea; Rhabditida; Rhabditidae
Source: the annotation of a GenBank genome assembly
AUGGUGGAGAUAAGUCUCGGUGUGUUGUUCAGAGGAUUCAAUGCAUCGUAAGCAAUAUUUCACAUAAUUUUUUUUAUUUUUUCAAAAAUUUAACCCGCUUAAUUUCAGAAAAUUCAUCCUCUACACAUGUCUCCUCACAUUCGUCGCCCUUGUCUCGCUAAAACUCGACAAUAUAGUAACAUUCAACUAUGCAUUUGUAUUCGCACCACUCUGGGCGUGUAAUCUUCUUGUUUUUCUCGCCGCGCUUAUCGGAAUCUGCUCAUUUUGCACAAAACCACCAGCCACAACAGAAAUAUCAAUGAGAGUCGAUUUUCAUGCGAUGAUAAUUACAACAACUGAACAUAUCUUCCUCUUUGUUUUUCUAGUAAUGACCUUCGUCAAGCUCGAAUUCUCCAACCUUUUCGAUCCAAAUUAUCCACUUCCAUGGACAAUUGUGUUCUGCCCAUUAUUUGGUCUUUCAAUCUUGUCAAUUGUAAUCGCUAUAUGGUCUUUGAGACACGAAAAACCUUUUGAAUUCGAAUUUUUCUACGCGAUUAAUAUCGUUGAACUCGUUUUCAUUGCCUUCAAAUUAGAUAAACAGGUAAUUUGUAUCUAGAUUUAAAAUGAUUUUUAAAAAAAUUUUCAAAUUCAGGUUGAUUGGUCUUGGGCAGUUGUAUUCAUCCCAUUAUGGGCGGUUCUAUCAAUCUCCGCUGUUGGUGUACUGUAUGCCUUGGUUCUUUCAAUAGUUCUCGCUCGAAGUCGUCAUUUCAUUCCUUCGCAUCGCCGACAACAUGUUUAUUCUGCAGUUUUUCAUACUUUCCUCGUUCUUCCAGCGUUGGUUUGUCUAGUUCUUCUCACAGGGAAACUUGAUUCAAUGCAAUGGAAUGAUAAAGAAUCAGCUGAUGAUCUACAUUUUACUGUAAGAGUUUUUUUAAAUUUUUUUUCUUCUAAAAAUCUAUCAAAACAUGUAUGUUUAGACGGUAUUUGGACCCCUUAUGAUCUCAUUAUUCUUCAUGACUUUAAUGUCUCUUGGAAUUGGAGGACCACCUUCGGGAGCAUCGAUGACAAAUAUUUGGUGGUUUGGCUUGCGACAACCGCUUUGCCCAUUUUUGUUGGAAAAGUGUCCGUCUUUGAGAACUUAUGCAAAUGUUAGUUAUCGACUUGGUUCGAGAAGGGAAACUAAUGAGGUAAGAGUUUUGGGGAGGGGAGAAAAAGGAGCUGAACAGAAAUUUUUAUUGGGAAAAUCAAAAUUGAAAAAUUAGUAAGAUUACGAUCAUAGAAAACCCGUAAAUUUAGUGAAAUUUUACAGUUUUCAUGGCUCAAGCUCAAAAUUUAUUAGGGCACAGGGUGUAAUUUACUACCUCAAAUGGCUAGACCUCAAAUUUUUCAUAAAUUUUUGGGUAGAUCAAAAAUCAUUUUUCUCUAAAUCUCUCGUUUUUGCGUCGAAUUUCGUCGAUUUUAGUCCCACCCCUGAGAUCGUGUCAGGUCUCAAAAAAUGCGCGAAAUUUUUCGAGUAGUAAAUUACACUCUGUGUAGGGCUCAUUCACAAACGAAAAAAAUGUUUAAAAAUGUUUUUUUUAACAUCGAAAGAUAAAUUCACGAAAAGUCGAAAAAACAUUGUAUUUAAGUCAAAAUUAGUUUUUCGAGUUUUUUCAGCCAAAAAUGAUGACAAAUCGAUAUUUUUUAGGCUUCUGGAGUAAUUUCUGAUUAAAAUUGACCUUGAAAUUCACUUUCCAGAAGGUUUUUCGUAAAAUAAAAAAAUUUCAAAUUCGAAAAAUUCAUCAAAUAAAGCAAAAUAGGGUUCUCGAUGCUUAUUUUCAUCAGAAAUUACUCCAGAAGCUUGAAAAAUAUUGAUUUGUCAUCAUUUUUGCCUGAAAAACUUGAAAAACUAAUUUUGACCUACAAUGUUUUUUCGACAUUUUUUGACUUUUCGUGAAUUGAUCUUUCGAUGUUAAUAAAAACAUUUUAAAACAUUUUUUCGUUUGUGAAUCAGUCCUUGUAGUUUUCAUAGCCACACCUGACGAGAGAGUGUCCCAAAUUUUUUGUGCAGUGUGCAAAUUUUUUUCAAAAAAAAAUGUGCAGCGUGAAAUUUUCAAGUUUUUCGAAAAAAAAAGUUCGCGGGCAGGAGGAUUCGAACCCUGGUCUCAUGCUCGCCAGUCUAAAAUGCUAACCUCUCGGCCACAUCUCUCUUUUCUCCUAAUGGGAAAAUGUUGGUGGAAAGGAAACUGUUUUUAAACGAAUGCGUUGCUACGUUGCUCAAAUUUUGAAGUUAGGAUAACUAAGCUUAGGCUUAACGGAUAUGGUUGAUUUUUUUCCAAUAGAUUGCUAAGGUCAUAGGCAGUGUGGAACACCAUGAGUGCAGUGUGAAAAUGCCCUAUUUCGCUGUUAUUUUGGAGUGUCCAUUUCAAUGGUAAAUAUGGACAUUACAAAGAAUCGGACGGCAUUUUUUUCCGAGCACAUAUCAAGGGUUGGUAUAUUCAGAAAGUUGGUGUAUUUUUAAGCGUAGUUUUCGAAUUUACCCAUGUGCAGUGUGGAAUUUGAAGUUUUUCCAUAGAAAGUCAAUUUUUUCGAAAUUUCAGUGACACUAUGGUUUGCUAAGCAGUCACGUAAAUUCCACACUGCACAUUGUGUUACUACACUAAAACGAAGUCUGCUGAGUUGAUUUUCACCGAGAAACUUCGAAAAAUUAGCAAGCUGAAGUUGUUUUUGAAGUUGAGCAAAAAUAAAAAAAGUUUAGUUCCAAUGAAGAUUCGAACCUGGGCCUUCUGAACACUAGCAAAAUGGCCUACCACUGAACUAGAUGCGCAUUUAUUUCCCCAGGUUAAAUGUUGGUGAAAAGGAACCAAAGUUAUUUUUCGAAAAAAAAUGCAGUGUGACUUUUGAAAAAAAUGUACAGUGUCCAUUUUGGACACGUCUCGUCAGGUGUGUUCAUAGCUCAAGCUCAAAAUUUAUCAGAAAUCUCGAAAAUAAAAUCAAAAAAUGAUUAAAUUUUUUCGUUACGUGAAUAUUCUCACGCCACGAAAUUCAUUCACUCUUUUUUUCCAAAAUUAAUUUCAUUUUUUUCCAGAACACUGUUGAAGAACGUCAAGCUGUAAUCAACAAUACUCCAGAAGAUCAACAAGAUGAACCAGAUUCUUCAACAAACUCAUCUCGCCGAAAAGAUCGAAGCUCCACGCAAAAUGACCCGGAAAUCGCGGCCGCCUCAAGUUCGACGAUUGUUCGACAAGCGAUGGAAAAAUAUCGAACUGAUUUCGCUUUUCAUUAUGGAAGUGAACUUAACCAACCUGACUAG